CGCAGUAGAGGAAGCAGCCCAAACCUAAAGAGGGCGGGGUUAAAGGACAUAAAAAAAUAAGGAAUUUCCUGGUGAGCUACGACAACACAGGAAGAUGAAUGUGGGCGUAGCUCACAGUGAGGUGAACCCCAACACGAGGGUGAUGAACAGCAGAGGAAUAUGGCUCACCUAUCUGCUGCUGACCGUCGUGUUGCACAUCGUCUUGCUCAGCAUUCCUUUCUUCACUGUGCCGCUCGUCUGGACUCUUACCAAUGUCAUCCACAACCUGGUGAUGUACCUGUUUCUACACACAGUGAAGGGCACUCCCUUUGAGACACCAGACCAAGGCAAAGCUCGUCUGCUCACACACUGGGAACAGAUGGACUAUGGUGUCCAGUUCACAUCUUCACGCAAAUUCCUCACUAUCUCACCAAUUGUUCUGUAUAUUCUUGCCAGUUUCUACACAAAAUAUGAUCCCACACAUUUCCUAAUCAACACAAGCUCCCUCCUUAGUGUCCUCCUCCCAAAGUUGCCUCAGUUUCAUGGAGUACGGAUAUUUGGGAUCAACAAAUACUGACAGAAGUGACUAAACACUGGACUUCUAGUUUUUCUGUUUCUGCUGAACUAUUUUAUGUUUAGAGGUUAAGGAGAAGAGAACCAGCUGGAUGUGUCUUAAAUGUACAGACUGUGUAGCAUAAUAUGAAAGUUGCAGUUUGUGCUGUCUCUUGCAGUCUGUGGGGGAAAACAUGCACUGCUGCGUGCAUUAAUUUUUUCCCCUUUACUGACAUUCCCGAUGCAUGUUUGUCAAAAACCAGACGCUUUGCUCUUGACUUCAAGAAAGAGCAAUUUGAACUGCACUGCUUUCAAAUGUAAUGUUUAUUCAUUAUUUUUAAAACUUCACCCUCAGACCAAAUUGCACUGCCUGCAUUCCUGUUAAACUGUCUGGUUGUUGCCAUAAAUGUGAAUGAAUUCAUCACAAAUUCAUUGUGGUUCAUGUUCUGACAACACUUUUUACAUUUUCUUUCAUGCAUUUUUACCUCGAUUCACCAUGAAGGAUUUACAUGCAGCAUACAUGUACACGCCCGUAAUAAACACAGAAGUCUUUUUUUUGCUAUGAUACACAUAAUCAUGUAAUUUAACAUUUCAAAAAUUUUCCCGCUUAUAAAAUGAGCAGUGAGAGGCUACAUGGUGUGCAC
Messenger RNA from Micropterus salmoides (largemouth bass), 1175 nucleotides. It is a transcript of the gene ormdl2, whose product is annotated as ORMDL sphingolipid biosynthesis regulator 2. Bases 95 to 556 code for a protein of 153 amino acids. The transcript is spliced from 4 exons. Gene Ontology annotation, cellular component: endoplasmic reticulum membrane. Lineage: Eukaryota; Metazoa; Chordata; Actinopteri; Centrarchiformes; Centrarchidae. The record is from RefSeq and is a predicted model, not a curated record. Gene Ontology annotation, biological process: intracellular sphingolipid homeostasis; negative regulation of ceramide biosynthetic process; ceramide metabolic process.